UUGUGGUAGGUUGAGGGAGUUUUUAAACUAGGCGGGCGUGUCAUGGCGCAGGAGGCGGCCACCAGGCGGCUCCCUCACUCACUCCUCCGCCAUCUUCGCAGUUCAUCACGUAGCUCGCUCGACACCACCAUGAGUCUCACCAAGCCUGUUAUGCGUGGCCUCCUCACCAGCCAGAUUAAGAGGCAACUUGUGAUUGCCACAGUCCUCAGUGGUGUGGCUGUUGCAGGGUGGAAAAUAUUGGUACAGAACCCCAGGAAACAACUCUAUGCUGAUUUUUACAAGGAUUAUGAUGCACAGGCUGAAUUUGAUCGCAUCAGAAAUCUGGGGUUGUUCCAGUCCUGUAGGCCAGAUGGAGAGGAAGCCGAAGAGUAAUGUGUGAUAUUCAACAAGAGCCUUAUUCUGUAAUUCUAGGUGGUGUUUGACACUGAUGGACAUUCUCUUGACUUGUGUAACUUGUACAAAUGUACUGUAAAUUAUUACUUUAGA
This is a messenger RNA of Homarus americanus (American lobster), 486 nucleotides long. RefSeq names its product cytochrome c oxidase subunit 6C-1-like. The transcript is spliced from 4 exons. The record is from RefSeq and is a predicted model, not a curated record. The coding region runs from base 43 to 372 and encodes 109 amino acids. NCBI's taxonomy places the organism in Eukaryota, Metazoa, Arthropoda, Malacostraca, Decapoda, Nephropidae.